Molecule: messenger RNA, 2133 nt
Organism: Mytilinidion resinicola
Lineage: Eukaryota; Fungi; Ascomycota; Dothideomycetes; Mytilinidiales; Mytilinidiaceae
Exons: 6
Coding region: 1-2133 (710 amino acids)
Biological process (GO): D-sorbitol catabolic process
Molecular function (GO): L-iditol 2-dehydrogenase (NAD+) activity; zinc ion binding
Source: RefSeq, a predicted model, not a curated record
AUGGAACCAGCGGCUGACGAGAACGCAGCCGAAAUGCUCCAUGUGUUCGAUUUCCCACAGCUGUACACCAAGCCCACCGCUCAAUCCCUCCUCAAUACCCUCACUCUCCUCACCUCCGCCCCUCCGUCCUGGGAAUGUAGCGACUCAGAAGAAGAAUAUGACAUGUCCGUAGGACUGAACAAACGACGGGCGAGCGCAGCGACGAAGCCGAGGCCCGUCCAAGUAAACCCAGAGGGACUGACGAGGUACCUAACAAGUAUCAUCGGCAACGAUCUAGCAUGGAUACAAGAUGACAACAUGAAGGAAGAGAUCUGGGAACAAGCUAGCCUGCGGUUGGGUGAGCGCUCUGGGAGAUCUGCUAUGCCGGCCAUGUCUCGCAAGUUCCGAAUUCUCAUGAAGUCAGGACGCGUGGAUAUUACGAUCCAUGAACCAGCUAUGACGGAGGAUAAUCUUGGCUUGAAGACAUGGGCUGCUUCGUAUAUGCUGUCUAAACGCCUUCAUACGAUCAAGCUGCCGCAAAGCAAAGAUAAAAGGCCACCCCGCAUGCUCGAACUUGGAUCAGGAACGGGCCUAGUCGGGAUCGCAGCUGCAGCAGUGUUCGGUUCCUCCGUGCUCCUCACUGACCUGGCUGAGAUUACGCCAAACCUGGCAAGAAACGUGGAGGACAAUCGCAUUGCCAUCGAGCAAUGUGGGGGUUCGCUGGAGUGUGCUGCUCUCGACUGGUCGGAGCCACUCACGUGCCAGUCCUAUCCAGGUGUUCUGGGCCAAGUUGACGAUGCGAGUAAUACUACUCAGAAUGGGUCGCCUCCCAAGUAUCCUGUCAUGCUCGCAGCAGACUCACUCUACUCACCGGAGCACCCUAGAUUGCUAGUACAGACAAUUGAUACAUGGCUUUCGCCUGAGAGUACUGCCAGAGUAAUCGUCGAAUUCCCAUUUCGAGACGCUUAUAUUCCAGAAUUGAGCGACUUCAAGAAACGUAUGACCAGCAUAGGCCUAUGCAUUAUAGAAGAAGGUGAGGAAAGCGGCUACGACGACUGGGCUUCGGAAGGCCGAGUGUUCCGAAUGUCAUCUGAGGUCACACUGAACCCAUCUUUCAUCCUCCACUCCCAGGGCAAAGUCACCUUCGAAGACCGUCCCAUCCCAGAUCUCAAAUCCUUCUACGACGUCCUCGUCAAGCCCCAAUGGACCGGCAUCUGCGGUAGUGAUGUCCACUACUGGGUCCACGGCCGCAUCGGCCACUUCAUCGUCAACACGCCCAUGGUGCUCGGCCACGAAUCCGCCGGCACCGUCUCCGCCAUCGGGGCCCACGUCACGUCCUUGAAAGUGGGCGACCGCGUCGCCAUGGAGCCCGGCGUGCCGUGCCGCCGCUGCGUGCGCUGCAAGGACGGCAAGUACAACCUGUGCCCGGACAUGGCCUUCGCCGCGACACCCCCCUACGACGGCACGCUCGCGCGCUACUACGUCCUGCCCGAGGACUACUGCUACAAGCUGCCGGCGGGCAUGAGCAUGGAGGAGGGUGCGCUGAUCGAGCCGACGGCUGUCGCCGUGCACAUCUGCAAGCAGGGCGGCGUCAAGCCAGGCGAUAGCUUGGUCGUGUUUGGCGCGGGCCCCGUGGGCUUGCUGUGCGCGGCCGUGGGGCGCAGCUUCGGCGCGAAGAAGGUGGUGAGUGUGGAUGUGAAUGAGGAGAGGCUGAAGUUCGCGAAGGGGUAUGCGGCGACGGAUGUGUGGCGGAGCAAGGCCGGGGAGACGGUGGAGGAGGGCGCGAAGCGGCUGGUCGAGGAGUGUGGGUUGGGGGCGGGCGCGGACGUGAUUAUCGAUGCGAGUGGCGCCGAGCCGUGUAUUCAGAUGAGCGUGCAUGCGUGUAGGAUUGGCGGGACGUAUGUGCAGGGUGGCAUGGGCAAGCCGGAUAUCCAGUGGCCGAUCAUGGCGAUGUGCACGAAGGAGCUUAAUGUUAAGGGCAGCUUCAGGUACGGUAGUGGGGACUACCAGCUCGCGGUCGACUUGGUGGCGUCGGGGAAGGUGAGCGUGAAGGAGUUGAUCACGGGGAAGGUCAAGUUCGAGGAUGCCGAGGAGGCGUUUAAAGACGUGAAGGCUGGGAAGGGAAUCAAGAUCUUGAUUGAAGGGCCGAAGUAA